Molecule: messenger RNA, 1143 nt
Organism: Naumovozyma dairenensis CBS 421
Lineage: Eukaryota; Fungi; Ascomycota; Saccharomycetes; Saccharomycetales; Saccharomycetaceae
Gene: CDC73
Product: Cdc73p
Exons: 1
Coding region: 1-1143 (380 amino acids)
Biological process (GO): transcription elongation by RNA polymerase II; positive regulation of transcription elongation by RNA polymerase II
Cellular component (GO): Cdc73/Paf1 complex
Molecular function (GO): RNA polymerase II complex binding
Source: RefSeq, a predicted model, not a curated record
AUGUCAAGUGCUACCGUUUUGGUUCGAGUAAGAGACCAUUUGAAGAAUAAAGAUAAGUUUACCCUAUUGAAUAAUGGAGAUAUUACAACUGAGGACAUCAGAGAAGCAAGCAAGAUUUCGUUCAAUGACAGUGACGAUAUAUUUUCCCUUGAAGAGUCCACUGAAUUUGGUGGAGAAACACCAUUGAAAGUGAUUAUUCAUUGUUGGUUACAUAUGGAUUCUUCAGCAGCUGAUUAUUUAGCAGAUUGUGAAAAGAGACAAUUACCAAACAUUUCAUUUUUACAGAGAAAUGAUUUAAUAAAUUGGUUGUCUGGGAAGUCUGAUAGUUCUCAAUAUUUGGAAACAGAAGAAACUAAGACAAAAACUGCCAUAACAGAUGAUAAAUCAGUUGGUGAAACAACGACGACAAAAUUGCCAGAUAGAAAGGAUAUGAUUGAUGAUCCUGUGUUGAUUGAAACUUUAAAACAUGAAAGACCACUAUUAGAUCAGAAUUCAUCUCUUCGUGGUUCCAAACCAAUUAAUUUUGGCUAUCUAAUCAAAGAUGCAGAAUUGAAAUUAGUUCAAACUAUUAAAAAUUCAUUAAAAGGUUCUAAACAUAAUAAAGCUGGACAUGUCACCAAAGCUAGUUCAUCCUUAAGGAAACAAAGGGUUGUACAUAAGGAUCCUAUUAUAUUAAUUCCAUCUGCUGCAUCUUCCAUUUUCUCUGUGAGUAAUAUUAAACAAUUUUUACAAGAUUCGAAAUAUGUUAAUCCUAGAGAUUUAUCAAUUUCAAUGAAUAGUGCUAAUGACAUUGUUACAGUGGAAAAGAAAUUUGAUACAUUAGCGAAGCCUUUAAGGUUCUUAAUUGUAAAUAAUACAAGGAUGUUUACUAAGGCAGAAAAUUGGGAUAGACUUGUUGCAGUGUUUACAACGGGUCAUACGUGGCAAUUCAAUAAUUAUCAAUGGAAUACACCACAAGAAUUAUUCCAACAUUGUAAAGGGUAUUAUUUCCAUUUUACUGGGGAUGCAGUGCCUCAACAUGUCCAACAAUGGAAUGUGGAAAAAAUUGAAUUAGAUAAAAAUAAAAGAUUUAAAGAUAUUGAAGUUGUACGUUAUUUCUGGAAUAGCUUAGAAAAGGAAUUAAUCGCACGAGGAUAUCGUUAA